Messenger RNA from Drosophila kikkawai, 2379 nucleotides. RefSeq names its product Exonuclease tos (gene tos). Gene Ontology annotation, molecular function: DNA binding; 5'-3' DNA exonuclease activity; 5'-flap endonuclease activity. The record is from RefSeq and is a predicted model, not a curated record. Gene Ontology annotation, biological process: DNA recombination; mismatch repair. Gene Ontology annotation, cellular component: nucleus. NCBI's taxonomy places the organism in Eukaryota, Metazoa, Arthropoda, Insecta, Diptera, Drosophilidae.
AAGUUCUGUGUGAAUGGCAUUUUGAGUUUCUUGGGCGUUGCAAUCUUUGGUCACACUUCGACUAUUUUUGGCGCUAAAAGCCGCAAUUUUAUUGAUUGUUUUUCUGUGUUUUCCUAUAUGUUUUGAUUGUUGUUAAUAUUUCUGCACCAUGGGCAUUACGGGCCUGAUACCCUUCGUGGGCAAGGCCUCGUCGCCCUUGCAACUGAAGAACAUCCGCGGCAGCACGGUGGCCGUGGACACCUAUUGCUGGCUGCACAAGGGAGUUUUUGGCUGCGCCGAGAAGUUGGCUCGCGGCGAGGACACUGAUAUAUACGUUCAGUACUGCCUCAAAUACGUCCAGAUGCUGCUCUCGUACGACAUCAAGCCAAUUCUGGUCUUCGACGGACAGCAUUUGCCCGCCAAGGCCCUGACCGAGAAGCGGCGUCGGGAGUCGAGGAAGCAGAGCAAGGAGCGGGCGGCGGAACUUCUGCGACUGGGACGCAUCGAGGAGGCCCGCUCCCACAUGCGUCGGUGCGUGGACGUCACCCAUGACAUGGCACUGAGGUUGAUUCGCGAGUGCCGCAGCCGGAAUGUGGACUGCAUUGUGGCUCCCUACGAAGCGGAUGCCCAGAUGGCUUGGCUCAAUAAGAUGGAUGUGGCCCAGUACAUCAUCACCGAAGACUCGGAUCUGACGCUCUUCGGCGCCAAGAAGAUUAUCUUCAAGCUGGAUCUAAAUGGCACUGGUCUGCUGGUGGAGGCGGACAAGCUGCACCUGGCCAUGGGGUGUCGGGAGGAGAAGUAUCACUUUGACAAGUUCCGGCGCAUGUGCAUCUUGUCCGGCUGCGACUACCUCGACUCAUUGCCCGGCAUUGGACUGGCUAAGGCCUGCAAAUUCAUACUCAAAACGGAACAGGACGACAUGCGGAUAGCACUGAAGAAGAUACCAAGUGACCUCAACAUGCGCAAUCUGGAGGUGGACGACGACUACAUUGAGAACUUCCUGAAGGCGGAGGCCACCUUUAAGCACAUGUACAUUUACAAUCCUCUGGAGCGUCGCAUGGAGCGACUUUGUCCACUGGAGGAUUACGCCACCGAUGAGCGCUAUUGCAGCAAUGCUGGUACCUUGCUGACGGAUAGCGAUCAGGCCCUGCACUUGGCUCUGGGCAAUCUGAAUCCCUUCUCGCUGAAGCGACUAGACAGCUGGACACCAGAGAAGGCAGCAUCGGCGCCUUCGCCAAAGAAUGUAAAGCAGGCCAAACACAAGAGCAUUUGGGAGGGGAACUUCCAAAAGGACGAGUAUCACCCAGCAGAAAAGAAGAAGGAGCAAGCUACCUGCGCCUUGUUCUUUAAAAAAGUGGACUUUGUGAGCAAGACCGUGGACGAGGAGAUCGAGACGAAUCAGCGUUUGGAGGAGGCGAAGAAAACGGAGGCUCAGGUAUUUACCAUGUAUAGUUUUAAGGCAAAGCGAAGGCGGAGUCCCAGCAGGGAGGAAUCUCUGGACAGAGAGGCAACACCGCCACCUUCUCCGAUCCAGACACGAAGCCGACACAAUCCCUUUGCCAAAGAGCGCUCUGCCCAAGAUCCCCUCCAGCGAUCGCCGGUGGUGUGCGAGAAUGCCUCUCUGCUCCGUCUGCUCAGUCCCAAGAAGGCGAGUUCCUUGAGCGACGUAGCGGAUGAGAAGCGAGUAAACUCCCUUAAAAGAAGUAUUUUUGCCAAAGAGUCCGUUGAGGUGCGAAGUCGUUUCUUUGCCUCACAAGCUGAGCAACAGACCAGGCUGCCAAAGGAGCCACCAAGCCAACUGAAACAGGAUAAAGACGAAGAGCAGAAACUCAGCUCAAGUUCUAACCAUAAAAAGUUAAGACUUUCAAGGGAAAAAACUCAGGAGCGACAAUCUUCCAAAUCACCAGAGAGUGAGACAAAGACAGAAACUAAAGUCCAAGACAAGCCUGCCACGGAAGAGCCUGCCAAUUUUCUGAUAGAAACACCUAAAGGGAAAACUAGUACAAAAAUAAGCCUGAAACCCCUCGAUCUACUGGUAGAACCCACCGAUUCGGACAGCAAUAACAACGAGGCUAUCAUUCUGCUCUCCGAUGACAGCUGCAGUUCCGAGUUAAACCCAUCCAGCAGCCAGGAGACAGCCUCCUCUACCUCAUCCUCUAUGAUUCUGGCACGCCAGAAUUCCCUGCCAAGACGAAGACUGGGCCUCAGCAAGCCCUCAUUGAAGGGAGGAACACCCAAGACCAAGACGAACGGCAAGCUGGGCGCCGUGAGCAAUAAUCAAACUAAGCUCAGCAUGUUUGGCUUCCAGAAGAGACCUGUGCUCAAAUAACUCGCCAUUUUUAGACAUUGUAACCGUAGAUUAAUCUAAUUUAUUAAAGUGAAGAAAAGAACUGAACUAAA